Molecule: messenger RNA, 2722 nt
Organism: Cannabis sativa
Lineage: Eukaryota; Viridiplantae; Streptophyta; Magnoliopsida; Rosales; Cannabaceae
Exons: 4
Coding region: 1051-1908 (285 amino acids)
Source: RefSeq, a predicted model, not a curated record
AGAUAUAAGAUAGAGUUCAUCUCAGAAACAUCACUAAGACUUGGAGGUGAUUUAGAAGACACCCUGAAGAAAAGUUAACAAUGAUCUAGAGCUUUUCAAUAACAGUAUUGCCUCUGAACAACCUUGAAGAAAUAACUUUAACUAUCAUUAAUACCCACCACAAGUUGAAAAAGAAGUUGCAAAGAAGACAAAAGUUACCAAUCCACAUUGAGAUGGGACAAUCUAAAUGCGAAGAAAAUCCUCAUUCAACAUUUGGAGGAAGUUGUUGACAAGAUUUAUAGUAGAGAAGGUACAGAAAAAGUAAAUAGACAAAUUUGUCUUAGUUUCAUUGGUCUUGGCUUUCGCAUCCAUAGUUUGGCUAAAGAAGCUAAGAAUAUCGAGAAAGAAGUUAGAAAACACAAAUGGGAGCAUAAAUUUUUAAUCUUGUGUAAACUUUCAAGUUAAAAUUAUGUGCCAUUGUAUAAAAUAUGAGUACUACCCACAUAGUCACCUAAUAAAUAAAAGGGUGCUUCACUUGAUACUACCUCUAUUGUGAUAAUCUCAAAAAGAAAAUCUCUCUUACAAAAAAUCAAAGAGUUAUGAAAUAAUUAUGCUAACAUUUUAUUUUCCAAUAAAAAACUAACAUUUUUUUGAUGUAAGAUUUUUUUACUCCCUUAUGUAUUAUGUAUUGCAGUAUAUAAAUAAAAGAGAUUUUUACACCUCAUGUCAAAAUUGACACCUUUUUUACAUUUUUAUCCUUACACGGUUUUUUAAACAUUUUUAACUUUUACAUUUUUCAAUUUUACUUUUCAAAAAGUUUAAUAAUUACAAUUUUACCUUUUCCCUUCUUCCUUACACACGUACACGCACGCCACCUCAUAAAUCCUUUCUUUUUUUUUUUCUUUUGAAUUUUUCAUUUACCUGAUUCUUCCACUCUUCAAACCGAGCUUCCCACGAUCACCAUUAUCAAGCCCUAACCAAUUUCUUCUUCCCACGAUCACCUUCUCCAAGCCCUCACCCACGUUUUCCUCAACCUACAUUGUCAUCCUCCUCUAUUUUUUCUCUAUAUAAAUGGCAACCACUAGAAGUGGUUCGAAAUCACCAUCUCCGGCGAAGAAAGUUUCUAAAAAAUCGAAGAAGGCUCCAACUGUUACUUCCAAAGUCGAACCUAAGAUGGGGUUAAAAAAAAUUGCUAAAAAUUUAGUGGCUGAUGUUCCAGAGACAUCGGGCACUAAGAAAAGAGCCCCUCCUGUUAAAGUAGAUGCUCCUAAGACUAAGAGAGCAAAAAUUUCCAAGUCUGCACGCGAUGUUUCCUCAGAUUCUGAUUUUGAGGAUGAAGUGCAUGGUGAGGACCAAAAGCCCAAAGUUGAAUCAAAGGUCCAUGCUAGGACCUCAGUGAAGGUUGAAGGAUUUGACCUACCAAAGAAAAAUCCCCCUAAGGAAUGGGAUUAUAUUUAUGACCAGAAGAAUCUAUUCAUUGCUAAAGCCUUUUCCACUGCUACUUUCCAGGUGAUAGAGAACAUUAAAUCUUGUCUUUCAGAUGUACAGCUUGAAAUGUUUUCAAAAACCUGUUUUGGUCAUUUCCUUUACCUUCCCGAUUUUAAAGUUCAACCCCAAGUGUUUCAUGGGUUGUUGCUCCGUGAGGUUCAGCAACCUAAUGAUGCUGAGUUGUGGGUAAUGAUACGCGGUGUUAGGCUUAGGUUUAGCAUUGAGGAAUUUGCAUUAAUUACUGGGUUAGACUGUGAAGGUGACUGUAGUGUGUUAGAUUUUAAGCAAGAGGUUAAUAGUCUUUGUGAAAGAUAUUGGCCAACUUCGUCCUCUAUCACUAAGGAAUCUGUUAGGGAAUGUUUUACCACCAAGAGGUGGGGUGAUUCUGAUGAGGAUGCUGUGAAGUUGCGCUUUGUAUUUCGUGGAGUGGUUCUUGCUUAGUGGCACUAAGCAUAAAAAUGUACCCAAGUCUAUUUUAGAUGUUGUAGAUAGUGGGAGGUACAAUGAAUUUGCUUGGGGCCGGAGUUCUUUUGAAUUGACUAUUUCCUCAUUGAAGGGUAAGCUUGAUAGUUGGGUUGAGGGGGUUAGGAAGGCAAGGAGUUCGAGAAAGAGGGCGAGUGUUUUUUACACUUUGAUUGGUUGUCCUCAUGUUCUUCAAGUUUGGUUCUACGAGUGUUGUAAGUACAUGAAAGGUAAGUACUGCCAAAAGGAAAGCUCUCGUAUUCCAAGGAUCACUCAGUGGACAUGCAAUAGUCAACCCACUUUCAAAGUUUUGAAGACUACUAUCUUUGAUGUUUCCAAAGAUAAGGUAUAUCUGUUUGUUGUAAUUUGGUUUUUCAGUAGUUGUUUUUGUGUUGUUUUUCAUUAUUAUUAAUAUUCAUAAUUGAAAUUUUAAUUUUUGUGUUUUUUGAUCAGCUGCAACUUUCAAAUAUGAGGCCCACGGCUGGUGAGUUCAAAGCUUUGAAACUGAGCAGUUUCAAGUUCGACACCGACUACAACUCUUACAAGAGUCUUCAUCUUCCCGAAGAGCCAACUGUUGCUCAGAGUGACAUUUCUGUCAAGCUUGAUGCCUUUUCUGAGAAAUUUCAUGGGUUGGAGGUCAAGAUCGAUUCGUUGCAUACUUCCCAACAGAAGAUUUCAUCUGAUUUGGUUGAGUUGAAAGAGUUUGUGUCUGCACAGUUUGUUUCUUUUGGUGCUCAGAUGGCUUCAAUGCAGACACAGUUUUCUACUGUUUUUGCCGAUUCCUAUGCCAAGG